Molecule: messenger RNA, 1499 nt
Organism: Odontomachus brunneus
Lineage: Eukaryota; Metazoa; Arthropoda; Insecta; Hymenoptera; Formicidae
Exons: 3
Coding region: 561-1142 (193 amino acids)
Source: RefSeq, a predicted model, not a curated record
CGGAGAGUAUCGAUCUAUAGUGCGUUGAGCAUGUUGGGCAUGUUGUUGAAAUACCUUCCUUAUUGAGUUUCCUGUCUGUUCUUCCGCGACGAUAAGGUGUGGUUUCCGCCUGCGCAAGUUCUUAGUGUCCCAUCUUUAUAUGGAUACACAUGCAACGCCAUGCCCGUGAGCUAUUCUUAUUUCAGUGACCCACAUAACAAGAAGAACCUUCUGUUAUUGUGAUCGAUACCUUCCAUUAUCACUUCAAACAAUACAAAUUGCUGCAUCACGUAUAAUAUUGACGAUUGAGGUCAACAUCGAUGUGUACAUUGGUGUGGACGUAUAACACAGCGAAGGGUCAAGCACUAAUCGGGAAGACUGGAACGUUGAAUCAAUGCAGAUUGUUGCGACUCGAUACGUAACACCCGCAUUUUUCUACGUGAGGCUUUAAUCAAAAAAAUCCUCCUGUUUCGCGACGAGUUUUCGUCCGAUUUAGACAGCAGCCGCUCAAGUUUUUAUUUCGUACUUCGGUCCCGGCUCCAGUUCAACCAUCUCUCUGCCGCAUACGUGACGGCGCGGUGAUGAAGGAAAGCGUAUUGGGCAGGUAUACCCGCAGGUAUUUGUAUGUAAGACGGGGUAUAUAUCCGUGUGCCCAGCUGCUCCAUAGAGCGCGUGUUCGUGUGUCUGCGCCGGGCGCAGAGGGCGGAUAUAUCGACGUCAGCAGGGGAUCCGUGCUGCCAUUUUAUCCAAACGUGAUCUCAGCCAAAUACGAAAAUUCGUACGUGGCUGCGGUGUAUACGAGUCAUCCUCGGGCAGAGCGAUACGCUCUCCUCGCGAGUGCACGAAGAGGGGUGAGAGACAGCCGAACGUGGGCAGCAACAACCGGAAAAUAUAACGCAUUUCUGGCUACGCCGUCGGCAACUCGCGUUGCGUGUUACCACGCAAUUUCGCUGCUCUACAAAGAUGGUGCUUCGACUAACAAAUCACAAGCUUCAGUACAUUGUGGCUCCUUUUAUGUAUGUUUACGAGGCUCCUUCAGUGACGAUAAGGGAAAUAAUUGGAUGAAGGAGAAGCGAAUCUUCCAUAGUUUACACUAUACAAAAAGAAGAGGAAAUGGAAAAAAUAAAGAAGACGGUAGAAGCUUCAACAAUAGACAAAAUUAAAUCAUUAUUAUUUUGUUAUAUUAUUUAUGUUAUAUCAAUUUUGUUUGUUUAUAUCAUGUGCUACUUUCCACUGAUUUUCAGUUGCAGGAAGUAAUAAUCUGUUUAUGUAUUGUUGUAAUUAGUUCCAGAUGUACUUGAGGAAUUUUUGGUUCUUAUUUAAUUAAUUAAAAAAUAUCAAUAGAUGAUAAAAGUACAGAAAGAAGAAAAUAAGAUUUGGAGAUAAACUUUACGUAUUCCAUUGUAUUAAGAUAUCCAGUGAGUGUGAUUUCAAUCCAACAUUUACAAUUUUAAGUGUUUAUUUAUUUUCAAUAUUUACCGGUUCCUGUUCCUGUUACUGUUCCUGCUUCAUAAAAUAGG